UUAAAUCAGCUGGGUUUUUAAAGUCAAACUGACAGCUGGCAACAAAAACACUUGGUGUGUAGAACUGCUGGACAAUUUUUGUGAUAAAUUUUGCAAAUAAAAUACAGCAACAAUGGGCGGCCAUGGACACGGUGAACCUUACAAAGUACCAGAUGCUUCAACAUACAAAGUAGAAAGUGUUGCCAAAUUGGUGGAAGUGAAAGAGGCUUUGGCCAGACAAGGUUUAAAAGAUCCUUGGUUGCGUAAUGAAGUCUGGCGCUAUGAUGUCAAACAAUUUGGAAGCCACGCUACCCGUUUUAGAGCAUUUAUGAUGCGUGGUUUUGUUUUGGGUUUGGGCCUAACAGCUGUCACCGUUGCUUGUGAAACUUUGUUGGGUGGCGAUGAUCAUCAUGGUCAUGGACACGAUGAACACCAUUAGGAAAUUAUUUAUCAAUAAGUAAAACACUUUAAAUAUUUUUAGUUUGCUUUUAAAACAACAAUAAAAUAACCAAUGUGAAAAUGAAACAUAAUAA
Calliphora vicina (urban bluebottle blowfly) is the source of this 512-nucleotide messenger RNA. RefSeq names its product NADH dehydrogenase [ubiquinone] 1 beta subcomplex subunit 3 (gene ND-B12). The transcript is spliced from 3 exons. NCBI's taxonomy places the organism in Eukaryota, Metazoa, Arthropoda, Insecta, Diptera, Calliphoridae. The record is from RefSeq and is a predicted model, not a curated record. Gene Ontology annotation, biological process: electron transport chain; mitochondrial respiratory chain complex I assembly. Gene Ontology annotation, cellular component: mitochondrion. The coding region runs from base 113 to 418 and encodes 101 amino acids.